AUGGCGACAGUUCCAGGGCAGCUCGUGUGGGAGAUCGUGAAGAAGAACAACUCCUUUUUGGUGAAACAGUUCGGAAGAGGCACCCAGAGCGUUGAAUUCAGCAGAGAGUCCAACAAUCUCUACAACCUCAAUUCGUUCAAAUACUCUGGUUUGGCAAACAAGAAAACUGUUACCGUUCAACCCGUUGGUAAGGAUGUGUCUGUGUUGUUGGCUACAACGAAGACCAAGAAGCAAAACAAGCCUGCUGCAUUGCUCCACAAAUCUGUGAUGAAAAAGGAGUUCAGUAGGAUGGCAAAGGCUGUUGAAAAUCAGGUGGCGGAAAAUUACUACAGGCCUGAUCUCAAGAAGGCUGCCCUUGCAAGGUUGAGUGUUGUUCACAGAAGCCUCAAAGUUGCCAAGUCUGGUGUGAAGAAGAGGAACAGACAGGCCGUGAAGGUCUCUGGUCAACUGACAGUAGCUGGGCUUUAUUGCAUCAAAGGACUUGAAACUAGAGUUGGCGCGAGGAUUGAGAUGGUUGACUGGCUGUCCAUGCGUGACCAUUACGAUGCAAUACAAAGUUUCAUAAUUGGUUUGGUACUCACUGUUCUGGCUGCUGAUCACAAAGCAGCCAUGUCUGUAAAGAAAUCUGCGUCUUUGAAUGGUGGCAAUGCCAUUAUCAACCUUAAGGCCCAGAAAUCUUCAAGACGGAGGCGUUUUGAUCGUGGUUUCUCCUCGGUUGAACUUUCUAUGGAGCCAGGGAAGCAGCUGAAGGACAUGGAUUCCAACAAGUUGAAGGCUGAGAUCAAAAGGUGGGCUAAGGCUGUUGCUGCUUAUGUGCGCCAAAUCAGUGGCCGUUUUGGAAAGACACGUGGCUAA
Molecule: messenger RNA, 855 nt
Organism: Sphenostylis stenocarpa
Lineage: Eukaryota; Viridiplantae; Streptophyta; Magnoliopsida; Fabales; Fabaceae
Source: the annotation of a GenBank genome assembly